AUGUUCCCCCGAGUCAAUCUACGCCACCUCCAAGCGCAAUACCCUGACCUCGACAUCAGUACUAUUGAUACCGACCCGGAGACCGCCUACCGAGUGGCCGAGGCCACCCUCGCCCACUAUUUCGGCGUUACCGCCCGUCUCAGCCGCGCCCACUUGACUCCCCGCAUCCCUGCCCGUCUCCAGUACCUCGCGGCGAUCGAGCGCCUCUGCGAGCCCGCCGAUGUCGUCCGCGAGCAGUUGCGUAUCCCCGAGGGAGCGCUAGUGGACGUGGGCACGGGGGCGGCGGCGAUCAUGCCCCUUUUACACUGUAAGCGCUACUGGGUGGCCACCGAGUGCAAUAAGAGCUCAGUUGACCACGCCGCGGCAAUUUUAAAAGCUAAUAACCUUCAGGAACAGAUCAAUCUUCGCCACCAGGCGCUGUGGCCGGCGGUGCCGGUGCGCUACUUAGUGUGUAACCCACCGUUCUACCACGACGAGGGCGAUCUUCGCGCGCGCCACCGCGCCAAGCGGGGCGCCAAAAUGGGCGCCGCCCUCCCUCUGACUGCUAGCGAGCUCUACUAUCCGGGCGGGGAAGUGGCGUUUAUCAAGUGGAUGAUUGAUAGUUCGCGGCGCCAUAACUCCCACCCGUUUGCCUGGUACUCGUCGCUCGUAGGCAUCUACGGCGAUAUCGGCGCCAUCGUCGCCUACCUCAAUCAAGUCGGCGCCAGCAAUAACGUCGUCAUCCCGCUCCGCCUCGGCCCCACCACCCGCUGGGUCGUCGCCUGGGCCUUCCACGAUGUGCCGGCGCCGCCAGCGCUUGACACCUCGCCGCCACAGCGUGGGUGGCGCUCGCUUCCGGUGUCGUUGACCACAAAGCCGUACGGCGACUAUGUCGUCGCCGCGGCGCCCACCUGGCUCCGCAAGUACCGGCGGGCGCUGGGGGAGCGCCAGCAGCUGAUGGCGGGGCUCAUCGUCGCUAGAGUCGAUAGCGAGGUUCAGGUGGUGGCUAAUUAUAGUGCCGUCGACACUAAUACGAUCAGGAAUUCGCUCUCAUCCAUGAUUGCUGGUUGCGAGCCCGCGGCAAAACGUCACCGCCGGGCGUAA
Molecule: messenger RNA, 1083 nt
Organism: Diutina rugosa
Lineage: Eukaryota; Fungi; Ascomycota; Pichiomycetes; Serinales; Debaryomycetaceae
Exons: 1
Coding region: 1-1083 (360 amino acids)
Biological process (GO): rRNA base methylation
Cellular component (GO): nucleus
Molecular function (GO): 23S rRNA (adenine(1618)-N(6))-methyltransferase activity
Source: RefSeq, a predicted model, not a curated record